Messenger RNA from Misgurnus anguillicaudatus (oriental weatherfish), 1030 nucleotides. Its product is annotated as rho-related GTP-binding protein RhoU. NCBI's taxonomy places the organism in Eukaryota, Metazoa, Chordata, Actinopteri, Cypriniformes, Cobitidae. The record is from RefSeq and is a predicted model, not a curated record. Gene Ontology annotation, molecular function: GTP binding; GTPase activity. Gene Ontology annotation, biological process: small GTPase-mediated signal transduction.
GUGACUGGGUCACUGGAAACGCAACACUGAGCGCAUGUGUCGUGUAUUAAUCCGCUUACUGCAGCAGAUGCGCGUCUGUCAAUCAAGCAGAGCCGGGCGCGCGCGAACUUGAGAGCACGAGAGAAAGAACGCAGCAGGUGCGCGCGGGAGUCCAAACAACCGUCAAAAAAGAAGUAAAUAAAUGUUAUUUUACUCGUCAUGAAAGUGGUAUCGACAAAAUCGUGUUAAUUUACCGGGAAACGUAAUGCCAUUGCUGGAUGAGACUGAACCUGUGAAUAAAGACUGCGGCGCGCCACCGGUUCCGCCGAGAGCGACUCUUCACCGUACUGACGCGCCGGCGCCCGUCGUACCUGUGCGCGAGGUCAAGUGUGUACUGGUCGGGGAUGGCGCGGUCGGUAAAACCAGUUUGAUCAUCAGCUACACAACUAACGGAUACCCGGCUGAACACAUUCCUACUGCAUAUGAUCGCUUCACAGCUAAGGUUGUAGUGGAUGGGAGACCUGUUCAACUUCAGCUGUGUGACAUGGCAGGACAGGAUGAGUUUGAUCGCCUCCGUCCGCUCUGUUACCACAACGCUGAUGUCUUCUUGCUGUGCUACAGCGUCAUUCUUCCAGUCUCCUUUAAGAACGUCAUGGACCACUGGGCUCCAGAAGUCCAUCGCCUGUGUCCGGGCAUCCCCGUGAUUCUCGUGGGCACCCAGUGUGAUUUACGUGAGGAUGUGCAGGUACUGAUCCGACUGGCAGACAGGCAGGAGAAACCCGUCAGCGAGGACGAAGGCCGUUUGUGCGCCCGUAGCAUCGGCGCAGUGACGUUUGCAGAAUGCUCGGCGCUGACGCAGAAGAACCUGAAGGAAGUGUUCGAUGCGGCCAUCGUGGUGAGCAUGCAGCAGGAGGGGGCGUGGCUAAGGAGACAGACAUUUAGAGACAAAACACCAGAUAAAAUCAAGCAGCUGUCAGAAACGUGGUGGAGAAAGUUGAGCUGUUUAGUUUAAAAACAGGUUUCUGCUGGGUUGUUAAAAGAUUACAAGACA